AUGCAGCAGCCCCCGAUUAAUCGUCAAGACCUACUAGCUGCGAGGAAACUUGCCGAGUCAAAUGCUACCACGAAUUACUUCCUUGGUGCAACCCGACGCCCGUGGAUGACAAAUGCCGUCACCAUACCCAGCCUCCCGGCUGAGAGAGGGGUGCUUCGAUCACCAAGAGGAAGAGGUAAAGGUACCGCUGCUACGAAUACAGUGUCGGGACCUGCAGUACCAAAAAGUGUACAAGACGGUCGUCAGGCUCGAACUACCGCAACACCACAAUCUAUUGCGAGUAAUACCGCUUCAUCCCUUGCUGAAAGCCUGAGUGCGCCCCGUGCAACGACUGAGAUCACGAGGAAAAGAUCAUUAGAUGUGGCUGACUUGGAUGUCAACACGGGACGAUGUUCCGGAUCUCAUCCAGGGGGGCAACCGAGCACGGCUUCGACAGUGCCAUCAGCAGAAGCUGCUCGAACAUCCCAUCCCCUCCGAGUCCCGGACAGUCCAGUCUUAGACAAGAACGAAUCACAGUUGGUAAUCAACUCUGCACUUUACCGCCUGAAUAGUUUUCAGGCAGAAAUUGUGAGGUUAGGCAUGAUCGAGACUCAUAGAUUUUCGCUGUUGAGGGAAGCCUGCGUCAAGAAUGAUCUGUUCUAUCUUUGCAUCCACCAGAUGUUCUGCAUUGUCUCUUUGAAUCCUCGAUGGCCUUCGAUGAAUGGACUAAACGAAGAUCAGUCUGCUGGCCUCGGUCUUCUGUCUUUGAUUUUGUUACACAAUAAAGAUGUGUCCGUGGAAGUCUUGCGUUUCUUCGCUAGCCUCCCAGCUCCCAUUGAAACGCUUAUCAAAGGACAGAUCGUUUACAAAGAUAUCAUGGGGAUGGUAGCAGUCUUUCUCCAACGUUUUGCAACCGGCUGGGACAUGCUCCGGGAAAAGUGCUUCAAGAGAAAGUUUCCGCCUUUUGUGGAGGAGCUCAUUCAUGUUUUCGAAGUGCAUUCUCCUGUCCUUCAGAAAGUUCUCUUCAACUCAAUUCACAGACAACUUGGCGGUGCGAAUAACGCAAAACUGUGCCGGCAAGGUCUGAUUUUGUUUGACACAAAUCAAAGUCAGUAUCGGGCUCAAAGGAUGAGGGACGCAAGUGCGGAUCCUAGGGUUCAGACAGUAAUUCUAGAUGAACUUAGGCUGCUAGGAGAACGAUACAAGGAACUUUGGAAAGAAGCCAAUGAAUCAACCGGUCAAGGCCCACUCGGCAGAGAUGUAGUGACAUUUGAACGGUCAAGACCUCCACCGCUUUACAUCGCCCCGAAUGAGUAUGCUUCUGGUACAUUGCCUACUCGACAUACGUUGCCAUCACUACCUCAGACUGUUGAGCAACAGCAGCAGCGUGGUCAUAUGCAGUGGGUUUCAGCCCCGAAUCACCUAACUCGGGCACAUUCCACGAACGAUCUAAGGGGUAACAGUGCGUUUGCCAGUGGACCAAGUUCAGCCACCAGAAUACAACAGAUAAUCAGCCCAAGGAUUCCACCCAAUUUCGUGCUACAGUCAUCACCAAGUGGCGCUGAUAACUUCCCAACACGCGUGGCAGGCAAUGCAGGGCAAGGGCCGGUACCUCCACAGAGACGAGGUCGGCCACCUCUAUCGAGUCGACCUGUAGUACCUCAUAUACCUACAUCUGUAGCUCAGCAUAGUCAUGUUGGUCGACGUCGCCAUCUUGACUCUCGUUCUCCACCAAUCCACUGGUCUACCCGUCAUCACUCGUUCAUUCCUGCUGCCGGAUACGAGCCCAUACAGACGUCGGUUCCAGAUCCAAGCCGCCUCGCACUUCAUCAAGCAUACCUAAAAAGUCCCAUUGCCGAAAAGAUCAACGGAAUUGGCCAGGUCCAACCAGAAGUUAGGCUAUAUCAAUACCUGGAAUCAUUUGCCGUUGCACCGAAGGCCAUAGACCCGGAAAGCUCUUCACUCUGUUGGGAAUUUUGCACCACCGUAUCUGACAUGUCCAAGAAAGCGGUAGACAUGACUGCAUCGGAUGGACAGGUAAAGCGGCAGGUAUCUGAUGGGUGCCUCUUGUACCGCCUUCGGUCAGUUGAGGUUGCUCAGUCCUUUCAUGCUAUCGAAGCAAGCGAGUGGAGCGUCAAAGACAUGAGCUGGCCACCAGGCUGUUUUGUGACUAUCAACGAUGUCGAGAUUGAGCUCAGAAGAAAGAUUCACCAUGGCAAGGACCUACCGGUUGAUCUGACACCACAUAUUCGUGAAGGGGCAAACAACAUCAUGAUCGGCCUCCUACGCAGCCAAGAGGGGACGAAAGCAAAGCGCUAUGCGAUGGCAGUAGAAAUUGUGGAAGUUGGCGACGAAACUCGAAUCAAUUCUGCCCCAACCAUGCUAGCUGCCGAUGAUUCGCUCCGAUCGAUCACCCAGGCCUUGAAGGCACCCUAUGGCACGACUGCAGGUGAUGAUGACGAAGUGCAAGUGGUCGACUCUCACUUAAGCAUCGACCUAAUCGAUCCAUUCAUGGCUACCAUUUUCGACAUUCCAGCCCGUGGCAAUGCAUGUACCCAUAGAGAAUGCUUUGACAUUCAGACAUUCUUCCAAACACGCAAAUCUCGAGUGAAGGAUGGGCCUACGAGUCCUGACGAGUGGAAAUGCCCUAUCUGCAAGCAAGAUGCUAGGCCACAGAGCCUAAUCGUGGACUGUUUCUUGAAGGCUGUCAGAGAUUCUUUGGUGACAUCAGGUGCUGCUGCAAAUGCAAGAGCAAUUUUGAUCGGUACUGACGGGAGUUGGAAUAUCAAAAAGGAUGAUGACGAUACAGUGGAGACAAAAGAGGACCCGAAUGCAACAAUGGCGGACUCUCUAGCGACGAGCAAAGAUACGGUACCUGGAUGUGUUCAACGGACUGGGAAUUUAGUGAUUGCGAUUGAUGACGACUGA
Messenger RNA from Endocarpon pusillum Z07020, 2907 nucleotides. RefSeq lists its product as uncharacterized. NCBI's taxonomy places the organism in Eukaryota, Fungi, Ascomycota, Eurotiomycetes, Verrucariales, Verrucariaceae. The record is from RefSeq and is a predicted model, not a curated record. Gene Ontology annotation, biological process: protein sumoylation. The transcript has a single exon. Gene Ontology annotation, molecular function: SUMO ligase activity; zinc ion binding. The coding region runs from base 1 to 2907 and encodes 968 amino acids.